AUGGCCAAAGAAUCGGUCUUCUCCUCGAAUGAAAAGUUUCAAAGCACCACUUUCGAUUAUGUCAUCGUGGGCGGCGGUACAACCGGACUGGCCCUCGCAGCUCGUCUAAGCGAAAGGUCUUCGAUCACUGUUGCUGUCCUUGAGGCAGGCGAGUUUCGCAAAGACGAUGAAAAUGUGGAGGGCUUAGCUGGAAUGCGAAAGAUGCUUAAUAAUUCUGAUUACGAUUGGGCUUUCAAAUCAACACCACAGGUAAUCACGGGUCAAGCAGCUCUCGAGCAAGCUUAUUCUCGGGAUUCCUUGCAGCCUUACUUUGCUAGACACGAGACGCUAUUACCGGAUCCCCGUUCCGGCGAGCGUCCGAAGCAUUUUGUGCGGGACCCCGAGAUUCAUGGUCAUUCUGGCCCCGUCAUGGUCUCAUGGUCACCAACACCUCCCAGUAUCACCUCUACUGUGAUCGACGCCGUCAGCGAGGUCUCGGUUCCAUGCGAGUACACGGAUCCCUCUGCAGGCCGUCACCUGGGCUUUGCUCAUAAUUUCACGACAGUCGAUCGCCGCGAUGGUAAGAUUAAACGCAGUUACGCCGCUAACGCCUAUCUCGAACCCAUUUUGGAUCGACCCAACCUCCAUAUUUUGACGCAAGCGAUCGCAUUCCAGAUUGUAUUAGAGGAAAACCCUUGCACCGCUAGGGGUGUGAGAUAUAUGUACAAUGGAAGUGAGUACGAGGUAAAGGCGAGCCGAGGAGUGAUUAUGUCCGCCAGCACAAUCCAGAGUCCAAGGCUCUUGGAGCUGUCUGGUAUCGGAAACCCAGAGAUAUUACGAGCGGCUGAACACCCUGUAACGAGUGUUACAUAUGAGUUGACUGAGUCUCCGCAUAACGUCACCAUGGACUCUCUAUUCACCAACCCGGAAUUAGUUCAGGCUGAAGUAGCACGGCUAAUGCAAACAGGAGAAGGAUUACUUGCAGGCACCGCUGGCAGCCUGAUUUACAUACCUUACGCGACUCAAGUCUCCGAAGAUCGCUUAGAGGAAACGGUCAGCACGGUAGCGAGGACAGUUUCAGGAUCAACCUCUGCGCAUUAUUGCGAGCAGGGAGAGCGAGUGAUUCGGCUCCUGCGUGACAUCUCUGCGCCAGCUAUCGAGCUGAUAGCCAUGCCCUGCAACUUCAAUGUUGCAAAGUCCAAUGACGACCAGAGCCGAGUGAUAGCUGGUCCUCCUGAAGGUUAUAACGAUUGCUUCUCCCUGCUGGUCAUCCCAGUGUACCCAAUGUCUCGUGGCAGUACACAUAUCACAAAAGCAUCCCCUGGGCAGGAUUGGCGGACGGCAGCACCGGAGAUCGACCUGUCAUUGCUCUCUCAUCCCUCAGAAGUGGAUGUCAUGGCAGCUGGCCUCACGACCGCGGACAGAGCUUUCAAGACAUCCCACAUGGCAGGCCGGGUCGGGCGCCGCGUGUCACCCCCUAUAGAAGUUAAUCUGGAGGACGUGUCUCAGGCGCGUAAUUUCGUCCAAGAAAGUGUUAUGAUAAUUAACCACAACAUUGGCACGUGUGCCAUGCGCCGUGUCGUGGAUGAUCAGCUGCGAGUCAAGGGUGUUUCCAAUCUACGGGUGGUUGACUGUAGCGUCAUACCCGAUCAGAUCAGUGCACAUACGAUGGCUACUGUGUAUGCUUUAGCCGAACGGGCAGCACAUUUAAUUAGUCAGACUGUGUAG
Penicillium cosmopolitanum is the source of this 1707-nucleotide messenger RNA. Its product is annotated as GMC family oxidoreductase. Gene Ontology annotation, molecular function: flavin adenine dinucleotide binding; oxidoreductase activity, acting on CH-OH group of donors. Bases 1 to 1707 code for a protein of 568 amino acids. The record is from RefSeq and is a predicted model, not a curated record. Lineage: Eukaryota; Fungi; Ascomycota; Eurotiomycetes; Eurotiales; Aspergillaceae. The transcript has 3 exons.